UGGCUGUGCACACACUGAGCUACUUUCAGCUUCAACUCCUCAAACGAUUCCACCUUUUUUUUAAUACUCGACUCAAUAGUUUCACUGCGGCGUCCUCGUGUCGUUUUAAAUGUCUCAUUUUUAGCCACUGUUAUUUUUGCUGGUUUUAAUGCUUCGCGAGGAAGCUAGCGUCGCUCGUUGUAUAUUUAAAAAGCACAUCGAGUUUAUUUUGAAGGUUGCGACCGGAAGUAGUUUGGUGUUUCCGGUUUUUAGCUUGACGGCCGCAGGUGGCGUUCAGACCUCAACAGGUGGAGUACCGGGUGCACCGUGUCUGGCUCCCGUUCAACCGGCUCGAGGCCUCACGUCGUCGGUAAAACCGGGAGGCAAGUUGACGAACUUCCGUCUGAUUGUCGCCGCAGAUUCCCGAGAGGAAUACAACGUUUCUGAGCCGAAGUUUCAGUGGACCGAGCCGACGGGUUUGGGCCUGGGACCGAUGCAGGAGGCCGGUGAGGCCUGCAGCCGGGACGAUGACAUGGCGGACGGGGACCUGGGCGUCGGGAUGAGUGUCCGAGCGGCACCGAGCUCCCCGAGGAACAAGAGCCAGAGCUGUGCCGGCCUCCUGGAGCAGCUGUCCAGAACCAAGCCGGUCGGACCGGCGGCCCGGAUCCCCGGACUGAACCAGCAGCAGGGAGCCCGCUGGACGCCGCCGAGCUACAGCUCACUGGGGGACCUGUCCAAAGACGAGCUGAAAGACCGACUACAGGAAGCAACUGAGGUGAUCGACGUGUUGUGCUGCGAGCUGGAGGUGGCACAUCGUUACGUUGAAGGCAAAUACGAAGCUCUGAAGAUCUUGCAGGGGAAGGCCAUCCUGGACCAGGCCACGAGUCACACCAAGAGUCUGCUGCAGAAGACGGAGGCGGAGGCCACGGCUCUGGAGAAGGAGGUGAACCGGCUGCAGUGGGAACUCUGCUUCAACCAGGUCCAGAUGAAGAAGUCUCAGCAAUCCUGGGAGGAGAAGCACAGCAGAAUGUUGAGUGAGAACCAGACUCUGACCACCAGCCUGGAGGAGAGAGAGAGCGAGAUCAAGCAGCUCCGGGCCCAAAAUUUCGCCUGUAGUCGUCAGUGCUCGGAGCUCCUCUCCAUGCUGAGCGUGAAGGAGCGCAGAGCUUACCAAGGAGCCACGCCCCAACACGGGAGGGAGGGCAGCGCGCUGCAGCGGUGUCGUCCACAUACCGUUUUACUUUUCAUAUACUUUGUGAACACCGCGUACGAGUGGGCGCCGGCCUUCACCUCCUCCGUGUCGUCCCAGCUGGCGGUUCUGGGGGCGUGUCGGUGCCUCGGUGUCGCCGCGGCGUGUCCGUGCAGCCGGACCGCCGCCGCCGGCAGGAAGCAGCUCGUCCAGCUGCAACAGGAGCUGGACGCUCAGCGGUCGAGGAGGGAGGAGGCGUCGAUGGUCGCCGACGCUUUCCGCAUCGCCUUCGAACAGCAGCUGAGUAAACGAAGUGAGCACUUCCUGCUGCUGGCCGACGGCAACGCCCCGAGAGCCAAUCACAGCAAGGCUGAAGGAGCCAAUAGGAGCCCUCUGCUCGGCGUGAGCCGGCGGCUGAGAGGGCUGCUGUCCUCCAAGAUGCCCGAUGAUCUUUUGGAGACGCUCUCCAGGCUGCUGGACUUGCUAAACGACAAAGACGAGGCGCUGGCCCACCAGAGGAAGGUGAGCAUCAUGUUGGCCCACAGCGCCGAGGAGCUGCAGAGGCGCCUGAGUUCACACCACAGGCCACUGGACCCAGCGGAGGACCGGAGGCGGUCCCGGCAAACGCCCGACGCACCGGAGUCCGAGGCGCGGCCGCAGGUUGUCCCGCCAGAGGCCGACGGCCACGCCCGGCGUCGGCCGGAGCCGCCGGAGCCGGGACGCCCGCCGAGUCCGUCGGGGUCCAGGACUAAAGCGCGGGAGCCGUCGGAUACGUCCCACAAGAGCCACGCGGCUGAAAUCCAUCACUCGGGCCAUCCGGAGUCCUGAUCCACCUCCAGGUCCGACCGGGACUCCGUGGGCUCGCUGCCGUCGCCGCUCGAUUCUAAACGAACCGGCGAAGAUGUGGACAUCCGGGAUGUCACACAGGUGCCUGUACCUGAAGGAACGUUAUGAACAGCACAAGACUUGGCCGACACCCGAAUCCUCAGAGAGGAAGGGUACAUAUAUAUAUAUAUGUAUAUACAUAUAUACAAUAAUUAUAUAUUAUAUAUAUAUAUAUACAUAUAAUUAUUUUUUUAACUGACUUUUUACGACUCGAUUCUUAUCUGCUAAAAAACAAAAAUAAGAUAUCCAUGUUCAUUAAUCAAUUUUCCAAGCUUUUUUAAACUGUUAUUGAUAAAAAGAAAGAAUAGUUUGGGUUCGGAACAGGAAGAUGUACCGAGAGGAAAAGUGAGAAAAGAAUAAUAAUUCUAGAUAAUAUAAUAAGUUCUCUUCUGUGUUUAUGACUCCAGAACUCGUCAUUUUUGCCAUGAUAGUUUUUUAUAUUAAAAUAUUUUUGGCAGGUGUUUUGUUGUUGUCAGGGUGUUUAUUCCAAACACACCCGAACUUACCAUACACAUUUACUGGCUUAAAUGUAGUUGUGUGAUGUGAUUUUAAUGCUUCAAAAUGGCAAUUUGGCUCAAUAGCGCCGCCUUCCAAUAUGAAUUUAAGGAAGUUGCCCAUUUUGACUUUUGUGAUUUUUCUGUAAAUUUGUUUUCCUGUUUCUUGUGACUGUUAACAAAGUCUGAAUAAAGGGAAUUUAUCAUCUCUUCUUUGAA
Molecule: messenger RNA, 2766 nt
Organism: Pseudoliparis swirei
Lineage: Eukaryota; Metazoa; Chordata; Actinopteri; Perciformes; Liparidae
Gene: ccdc125
Product: coiled-coil domain containing 125
Exons: 12
Coding region: 149-1996 (615 amino acids)
Biological process (GO): negative regulation of Rho protein signal transduction; negative regulation of cell motility
Cellular component (GO): cytoplasm
Source: RefSeq, a predicted model, not a curated record